AUGGUUGUCAACACUCCCGCUACCUGCUGCCGCUCCGGCGACAACGUCGAGUGCGCUUGUGCCCAGAAGGCCACUUGCUCGUGCGGUCAGAAGUCCGCCCUUCAAUGCACAUGCGCCAAGGCCCCCGCCGAGAACACCGUCAACGGCCCCCGAUGCUCAUGCCGAGCCCGUCCUGCCGGCGAGUGCACCUGCGACCGAGCUGCUACUGAGAACGCUACCCCCAACGGUGCUACAUGCGCUUGUGGAUCUCGACCUUCUGGUGGCUGCACUUGCGAGAAGGCUGCCGAUGGUGGCUUCAACCCUGCCAACGAGAUUGACUUUACUACCCAGAAGUAA
This is a messenger RNA of Fusarium sp. VM40, 336 nucleotides long. NCBI's taxonomy places the organism in Eukaryota, Fungi, Ascomycota, Sordariomycetes, Hypocreales, Nectriaceae. The record is from the annotation of a GenBank genome assembly.